This is a messenger RNA of Synchytrium microbalum, 3603 nucleotides long. RefSeq lists its product as uncharacterized. The transcript has 15 exons. Bases 1 to 3603 code for a protein of 1200 amino acids. Lineage: Eukaryota; Fungi; Chytridiomycota; Chytridiomycetes; Synchytriales; Synchytriaceae. The record is from RefSeq and is a predicted model, not a curated record.
AUGUCAGAAGAAGAGUCUCAUGAGCAGGCAUCUUCUCCAUCGCUAUGGUCAUAUGUAACCACUCCAUUUAAUUCAUUUAAUCAAGAGCCCGUUUCACUAAACUUGACUAAUCAAAUCCACCACAAACAGGUGUUGCGCUCACUGCUCUAUCCCGUAAACCAGGCAGGAACAAGCCCAAAUGGACUUAGAUCUCGUAGCUCUUCAACAAAUAUCACGACUACUGCUACAAUGGUUCCUCCAGACCGUCCAUUGUGUCCACCACCAUCAAAUUCACGUCUGCAAUUAGCAAAUGUGAUUCGUGAAGCCUUGGAUGUGGACGAUGCUGAGUUUCAGGAUACGAAGGCUGUGCUGCUUGAGACGUUUGGAUCUGAUACAGUACAAUCGGAACUGGGAGCUUAUAACGUGCUUCUUGGCAGCGAUGCAGCAUUCAUCAAACCCACUGACUUUGAUUCGCCUGCUAAAUAUGCUGCAUGGAAGACCGCAGAGCAAGCUGAUAUGGUUAAGCUUGCGUUGCUGACUGCCACAUCAGAACCUCGUGCGCUUUUUUCUGUGACUGUCGUGGAAGCUGUGGAUAUCAUGGCUAAAGAUAAGAAUGGGGCUAGUAAUCCGUAUCUUGCAAUCUUUACCGAAGAUCGGACGUUUGUGUCGCAUGCUGUGCAAAAGAGUGUUGAUCCUGUUUGGAAUUUUACCGUUACGAUACCAAUGACAAAAUCAAGCGACCCAUUCUUCAUUUCGAUAUGGAAUCGGCCAGGAGGUGCUCGUGGGCCAAUAUCACCGAAUACUAAAGAAUCCUUCUUGGGGAUGAUGGAGUUGGACUUCGCGAGACUUGUCGAAGGCACUAAAAAUGGUGCUACCCUCAGUCUGAAACUGCCAUUGAGUAAACGGAAUAAACGGAGCCAUGUUACUGGAACCAUACAUAUUGUUGUUGAUAGAGUUGCCCAGGCUGAAAAGGCAAAGUUUUGCACUAUACCGUAUGAGCCACGCCUUGCAUACACAGCUCUUGCCCAAAUGUUGCUUCAGCAUGACUUGAGGAAGGCAUCGCCCGCUCUGAGUGUUCAGUCAAGGGAAAUACUGCUGAUUGUUGCCUCUAUAUGGAGGAUUUCUGCACAGUCUUCUUGUAUCAUAUUAUUCGAGCUGGCAACUGCUCUGUUCAUUGAGAAACGCAUGGAGACUCUACCUUACUAUCAAAUCUUUUUCUCACCUGCUAUGGCGUUAACGAGGGUUGAUACGUUUACAAUCAAGGAUACCGAGUCAUUCAUGACGACAUUGAGGGGACUGCACCUCGUUCUCAAUGGUCGGCUAUCAGACAUGUUUACAGAUCGAAUAACAAAAGAACAGGGUGAUUCGGUGACAACAAUCCUUGUCAUGUAUAUCAAGAAUUCUACUCUGAUACCACGUCAAGUUGCCGAGCUAAUAACGCCCAUCAAGACGACCAUACAUAAUGCUCUGGAGGCACGGUUUAUUCAACUCCACACGACUGCCGAAUCGAUUGGAGCAAAAGGAGCACAAGGAGCUGAUUUGCAUAGCUUGGUGACUUUACUUACGGGUGAUUUGCAGGGACUCGUCGACAAUUUGGAUGGGUUAUUACUAGAACGGAUGCAUGUACCAACAAUGGCCGCAAUUGUCUUUUAUGAGCGACUUUCAUUGGAAUUGGAUGCUUAUGCCGCUGAUCCAGAACCGGAUUUGGAUGAUGCUUUUGCGUUGUGUCGAGCUGUUGUUAAACUGAGGGUCGCGUAUGAGAGUAUUGACCAUAGGCUCGCUGACAAGUUUCGAAUCACCUAUUGGUUUAUUGGUGCUGUGAGGGCAUGGUUGGCUGUUACAGAACGCAAGAUACACGAAUGGGCACAGAAUGCUGUUGCUUUUGACAAGUUUUUGCCAAUUUCACCAGAAGAAGGGAUUCUACAUUCAACAUCCGUCAUUGAUUUGUUUACAUCCUUCCAACAACAAGUUGACUUCUUUGUUGGAAUUGGAUGGCCGGAUGUUCGUACAGAGAGAGUGUUUGUGUCUCGUCUCGUUGAGAUCUUCACAGAAGCAAUUGAACGAUACAGUAACAUUCUCAGGCGAAGAAUUAUUGGCGACUUUGAAAUUGCCGAGAUUGUCAAGACGGCAUCCAAGGAACCACUACCUAUAAAGAGCGAGCCACCAGCAACCAUUGGAAUGAAAAUUAACUUCAAGAUGCCCAAGAUUCUGAGUAAGAAGGUGCAGCUUGGAGAGGAUGAUGUUAGAGUACUCAGUACGGCUUGUGUUAAGCUGAACGAUUUACAUCACAUGCCUGAACGAUUAGAGUAUCUUGUAAAACGACUACCAGAAUCUUCAACAGGACCCAUUCCUGACGACGAAGCAGCACAAAACAACCCAAGUCUUCCACCACGAAAACCUAAUAGAGACGCACUACCACGACCACCUCUACGAAUCACAGUAGUACGUGGUGAGUAUCAUCCAUGUGUACGACCUCUCGCUACGGAAUUGUGUAUAGCUAUCUAUGCCAAUGGUCUAGAAUUAGCUCGUACCCGUCGUAUUCUACAACGUGUACGACCAGUAUGGCAUGAAUCACUACAUCUAGUAUCAGGUCGUGGGGCACUGGAGAUCUGCUUGAUACAUUGCCUUCCAGAAGGUCAAGAAUAUAUAAUGAGCCGAUCAGUUCUUGAUUUCCCAGAUACAGGAGGUGAUCAAACGGUCCUCCUUUCACCAUUUGGUCGAGUCCAACUAAAAGUAGAAGUAGGACAAACUGAUGCAGUCGAGUUUGCACUGGAACGUGCCAAAUGGGUUUGUGCCAAAGCCGAAAACGCAGCUAUAGAUGAUUUCGUAAAGACGCUAUGUCACGAUCUACGACCACGAAUCAAGGAUUGUUGUAAACGACAUAAACGCAAAGUACUUGCGGAUGCAUUCAAGGCGUGGGUGCCUACCAAACUAAAGAUGGUCAACAGUUCAGGGUUUUUGGGCUCUAUGAAUGGAGGAAGUGGAGCCAAGACGCCACCUAGUGUGAGUGAUUCGUCAUCUGUUACCAAUAUGGACGAAGAAGAGGUUGAGAUGGAUUUAGCUCCGGUGUUGGGGUUUCUGAACUCCAAUUUACGAGUCAUGAGCUCUAGCAUGUAUGAUGAUUUGGGAAAUAAGGUGAUUCGACGUAUUUGGGAUCGAUUUGUGAGAGUUUGUGAGGGGUUGUUGGUGCCUCCGUUAGGAGAAGAUGGUAAAGACAAGAAACCGUGGGAUGAAGCUCGUGUAGCAUGGAUGAGACAGGCUGUUGAAAUCUUUAGAGACUUUUUCCAUUCUGAUGGAGACGGUUUGCCAGUACCCGUCUUGCAUACAGCUAGAUACAUGCAACUGACUCUUACUAUGGAGCACUACUUUUACUCGAAAAACCAUAUGCGCGACUUUGUUGCCAAGUACUUGCAGGAUGUUAGAGUUGAUGGUGGAGAUUCCUCGAUAGCUGGGAACGAAGGGCUGGGAGUUGGUGGUGUUGAAGGACAGCCGGAUGGACCUGAAUGGGCUUUGAGGCUCGUGAAAUUAUGGAUGCCGCGAGGAGACUCAGUAGAUAACAUCUUGAGAGCUUGGAUUGAAAUGAAGGCUGUUAUAUUGUCAGCAGCAGAAACAAGCUCUGCGUAA